This is a messenger RNA of Haliotis rufescens (red abalone), 1553 nucleotides long. RefSeq names its product zonadhesin-like. The transcript has 15 exons. Gene Ontology annotation, molecular function: protein binding. The record is from RefSeq and is a predicted model, not a curated record. NCBI's taxonomy places the organism in Eukaryota, Metazoa, Mollusca, Gastropoda, Lepetellida, Haliotidae. The coding region runs from base 116 to 1483 and encodes 455 amino acids.
UUCCAGUCGUUACAGUGCCAUGUAGAGGACUAAGCGUUCAUAGGCUAUAAUUGUUGAUAAAUCUAACGGUACACGCACCAGUCACUGCUGAAUGUGCUGUUGAGAUAAGGACAAGAUGGCGCCCAGACUUGUCAUAUCGGCACUGCUGGGGAUCGCGUGCAUUGCUGUCAGCCACUGUGGCAAACAUCAUCUGCCGACCGCGUUACAGAAAAGAGUGGUGCCAACCGAGAAGCCGCAGGUAUGCGGUGACAACGCCCCCAACUGCUAUGACUUCAACCUGGACGACAUCUGCCACAACCCCGACUACGCCGAGUGGGUCUAUGAGAAAUGCCGUCAGUCUUGCGGCUUGUGUGAUCUGACACCGGGGCUUGAAACGACGACUACAACUACACCAUUUCUCACAACAGUACAUGACACGGCGCCAGUUACUGAGGUUUGCAGGGACAAGGUUGAGAACUGUGACGAGUACCAGGACGACAUGUGCACAAAUCCCGACUACCUCGGUUGGGCUCACGAGAAUUGUCGAGACUUCUGUGGUUUCUGUGAAGUGACAACGAAAGCCCCGCCGCUGAUGACUACUGCAGCAACAACAACGCGAGAUCCCACCGAGACUUGCUUCGACAGCCUAGAUAACUGUGCUAACUAUGACAUCAAGACGUCGUGUUGUGGAGCGUACGAGCCCUGGGCCAGAGUAAACUGUGCCAGACACUGCAAGUUCUGUACUCCUGCAGUGACGCCGACCCCAUUGUGCCACGACGUUGACCCCAAGUGUGCCAACUACGGUGAUGACCUCUGCACCAACCCUCUUUACGACAAUUUCGUCAGGGAAAACUGUGCGGGCACCUGCAAAAUUUGUGACCAGCCUGAAUACAUUCCAACCUGCGCUCAGGGAUCGACGGUGACGGCUACGGGCGAAGCAACAACUAGAGUAAUCACAACAUCGGCACCAGGUGUUUGCGAGGACCUCAUCGACUGUGCCGGAUAUGACAUCAUGACAUCAUGCUGUAGCCCGUAUGAAGCUUGGGCACGGUUACACUGUCCAAAACACUGCAAGUUUUGUGUUCCCGCUGUUCCUGACAUCCCCAUCUGCCACGACAUCGACCCCCUCUGUAGUCAGUACGGGGCCGACCUCUGCACCAACCCCGACUACGACCGCUUCAUACACGAGCACUGCGCGGGCACCUGCAAAGUCUGCGAGAGGCCUGAGGUCUAUCCUCCGUGUGCCAACACCACUCUGCCAACAGUGGGCACUGGACAGUGCUACAUGGACGGCACGUACUACCCCCAGGAUAGCUCGUGGGACACCAUCGACUGCAAUCAACACUGUCGAUGCGUCAACGGCCUCACAAACGACAUCCACUGUGACCCCAUCGUGUGCCCCUCCCCCGUGCCCAACUGUGACCUAGUGCACAUCCCCGGACACUGCUGUCCACUACUCCACAACUGUAAACCCCACGUGGGAGGAUUUCAAAUGGUGGGAUAACGUCCAGACAUGACGAGAAACACCCGGGCAGAAUGUCCUGUUCAGAAAUAAAUACAUACAGAUAAUAUUA